Drosophila persimilis is the source of this 1350-nucleotide messenger RNA. RefSeq lists its product as uncharacterized. Bases 222 to 1331 code for a protein of 369 amino acids. The transcript is spliced from 3 exons. Gene Ontology annotation, biological process: negative regulation of oxidative stress-induced intrinsic apoptotic signaling pathway. The record is from RefSeq and is a predicted model, not a curated record. Lineage: Eukaryota; Metazoa; Arthropoda; Insecta; Diptera; Drosophilidae.
GACAGUGUCUCUUUUAUCAAAACAUCGCCAUUUGUACCGUAUUGAAUCGGAAAAUUUCAGGCUUUUUUUCUCGCUCACUCUCCAGCCAGUCAACCCGAAAGCCACUACGGAUCAGUGGGCGUAGUUUAAGCAGUCGAAUCGUGUACAAUUAUAUUUCAAAAACCAACAGAAAGCAAAAAUUCCCAUAGUUUCCUGGAUCCUUAUAUAUUUAGUAUCAUAUCAUGUUUGAGACCUCGCUGCUGAUCCUAAAGCCAGACUAUCUGCACAAGCGUCGUCCGGUGCUACUGAAACUGCUGGCCGAGGGCUUCCUGCUGAAGGGUAGCCGCAAGCUGGCCUUCUCCCCGGAGCUGGCGGCCGAGUUCUAUGCGGACUAUGCCGACGAGCAGGGCUUCAUGCUGGAGGUUAUACUGCUGUCCAAGGGCGUCUCGGAAGCCUUCAUUGUGACCAAAGAGAAUGCGGUGCAGACGCUGCUCAACACCAUGAUCUGCUAUUUCGGAACGUCCGCGGACCUAGAGCGCAACAUACACGUGACCAAGCACGCCCAGAGCGUGGCUCGCGAGAUCAACUUCAUCUUUCCGAACUACAUUCACGAGCCCACUGAUUUCUUCGAGCGCCAAAGGUUCUGCAACCGACCCAUGCUGAAGCCCCUGAUCGGCGAGGUCUACCACAUCCUGCAGAACGCGGACUGCAGCCAGGACAACUGGAAGAUGCGCGUAGCCGACUACUUGGUGCGCAGCAACCCCAAGCUGCCGCAAGUAAGCAACCAGUGCCAGGAGCGUCCCGAUGUGGGCAUCCAGAACAAGGCGCAGCAGACUGUCAUGACAUAUCCCUCGGCCGCUCGAGACGCCCAGCCGCGCGACAAGCAGAAGUCCAAGAGCAGCACUUCCUUGCUGUCCAGCAGCUCGCCGCACUCCUCCAUGCUGCUAACAUCCUCCUCGUGUGUCACUUGCGGCGGCUUCGAUCGCUCCGAGCCGUGCCCAGCCGAGCUGGAUCUCGACAAGCGCGUGGAGCCCCAGAGCGAGGAGCCCGCCUGCGUGGGCGAGGAGAUCUUGUGGAAGGAGGUUAUCGUCUACGAAGAAGUUGUUCCGGAGGAAGAGGCGUCCAGGGACGAAGCCUUGGAGGUCGAGGAGGAGGGCGAGGGCGAGCAGCUCGACAGCUCGGAUAUCGAGUCGGAUCACAGCACGGUGGCGCCGCCUCCACCACCGAAGCCUCAAAGCGAGUCCGAGUCGGAGCCAGAAGCUGCUCCAGAAGCUGCUCCAGAAGCUGCUCCAGAAGCUGCUCCAGUGGCUGCCGAAGAAGCCCCAGCUCCAGCUCCAGCUGCGGCUGAUUAGGUCUCCCACCCCACACCUG